Symbiodinium sp. CCMP2456 is the source of this 1659-nucleotide messenger RNA. Lineage: Eukaryota; Dinophyceae; Suessiales; Symbiodiniaceae. The record is from the annotation of a GenBank genome assembly.
AUGUCUUUCAUCGAGCUGGUGAAGAACAGAGGCAGCCGUGCCAACGCCUUAUCAUUCCGUGUGCACUUUGGCACGUGGUACGGCUCUCCAGACCGACCAUCGUUGCUGUUGUGUCUGACUGCCGGAUCAUUGGCCAACGCAGAGGCUCUCAAGUUGAAGUACGAAGACUACCGCUCUAUGGCCAAGAUGUGUUCCAUCGAUAUUGCAUGCUGUUUUGGUCUGCCGGACAAUCAUGUGAAGUCGUACAUGAUUCAUUACGAAGGUAACGGAAGUCCACACUGCGUCGCUGUACGACUUGAUGGGUCUCUCGCCACACUAUUCGAUGGUGCCACGGUUUACAAGACGUCGGUGGAGUUGCUCAAUGAGAUCCAUGAUGCUGCAGUGGAUCAUUCUACCGUCGUGUCCUGCUGGAAACGGGAAGCAAGAGACAAGCCAGAUGACAAAUCUGCACAAUUGCUCGACAUGGUUGCAGGCGCUGACUCGGACGGUUCAGAUGAGAGAGACUCCGACGAUGUGAAGUCUAAGUUUACAUUGGAUGAGGAUGAGAAUCCUGUCAUAUCUGAUGGUUUAAAGACUUUGCUGAGUGAAGAGGUCCAGACAGUCUAUGAAGAGUUGCGGACCAAAUCACGUCGAGUUGAUGGACGUAGACUCUGUCCCAUGUGUCCUUUCAGAUCCUUUGCGCAACUUCGCCAGUUGAGAACACACAUCGAGAAGCAUCACGUGGUGGCGAAUCAAUAUGUGUGUUCUGGGACGGAACAGGUCAAAGUGAUAUUGGCUAUGUUUAACCACUCUGCAUCCUCGCAAAUACCGGCGUCUGAUAUUCUACAAAAGAGUGCGACUUUAUUGCGUGAUACAGUACAACCACGUCUGAAGAACAACUGCAACCAUAUCGACCAACACAUACAGCUGGUCCUGGACGUUGCAGGCCCUCGCUAUGUGAAUGCCAAGUUCGUUGGAAAUGGGCUGGAUGUUAGAAGGGUGCGAUAUCUUUACUACACACAUUCCUUCGCUGACCUGCUGAUUCGGGAAGCCGUCUUGAAUCACGCUCAGGUGCGUACCAUGGUGACCCGCUGCCAUAUGCCUGCUCUCGAGCAUGGCAACCGGAUAUCCACUCUUCUUCCGGGAGACGUCCGUUACUGGUUGCCUAUCAUGGAGGACAUCACCUCACCAGCCGCAUUUCGAGGAGAAGUAAGUGAGAUGACCAGAUCAUUGGAGUUAAACGACGAGUGGCAUUACGUCAGCAUGGAUGCUACAGUCAAAGUAUGUCUCAAGCUCCUUGGUCAAGAAACAUACAGAGCUCCGAAGACCGUUCGUAAUGCUGCCCCCUUCGGAGACGCGGCCUGGCGCCGAAUACUAAGUGUACGGGGCCGAUCUGGGGCGGUCUUGCUUCUGCGUCCUCUUCAGAAUGAGUCUUCAGAGCAGCUGGUAGAGGCUUUUACGGAGACCUUCAGUGCUGACAAGCUUGGUACGAUUUGUCAUGUAGCCACAGACAGUCCUUCCGAGAAGUUAUAUACUCAGAUGAAAGCAAUAUGUCCAAAGUUGGAGAGCCUUAUGUUGGACCCCGUUCACUUAGCCAUCGUGUGUGAGUACGGCUUCUGGAACAAGAAAAGCCCGGCUCAAGCAGUUGCAUUGUAUUUUAAACAAAUGUGUCGCCUAUGA